Messenger RNA from Blepharisma stoltei, 777 nucleotides. NCBI's taxonomy places the organism in Eukaryota, Ciliophora, Heterotrichea, Heterotrichida, Blepharismidae. The record is from the annotation of a GenBank genome assembly.
AUGCUUUCUUUAUGUCUUAAAAGAUUUUUUGGAGUAGCUCCUGCAGUUCAAAGCAUUAUUUCCGCAAACACACUUGCAGACAAUCCAGGAGCUCGAAAGCAAUUUAUAAGAGUCGGUAGAGGUGAAGGCUCCAAGCACGGUGGAACUUGUGGAAGAGGAAAUAAAGGAGACAAACAUAGAGCAGGAGGUGGCGUCAAAAGACAAUUCGAAGGAGGACAGAAAGGCUUAACAAGAAGACUGCCUAAAUGGGGUUUCAAUCGUUCAUUUUUCAAAGACACCCUUAAGCCUCUAAGUUUUUCCCACUUGUAUUACUUCAUCAGCAAGGGAAGAAUCGAUACAACCAAAACAAUUACGAUGAAAGACUUAUUUGAGGCUGGAGUUUUCUCAAGAAUCAAGGAUGGAGUAAAAUUGACUGCAAGAGGAUUCAACCUAAUUGACAGACCUCUUCACUUCGACUUGACUGACGCUACACCUGCAGCUAUUAAAGCAGUAAAUGAAAAAGGGGGAAGCGUCAUGAUCACUUAUCGUACCAAAAAGCAGUUAGAGUAUCAUGUGAAGCCUUACAAAUUUGACUUGCCUAUGAGAGAAUCAGCUAUGCCACCUCCUUAUGAAGUAUUGAAACUUGAGAAGAAGAGGGAAAUCGGCGCAAUGGUAAAAUAUGUCAAGCCAACAUGGAUUGAUUCGUGGAAACCUGCAGAGCUUCCGAAAAUCCCUCCUUAUGUUAGAAAGCCUAAGCCACUAGUUGUCAGGACUUAUGAUUAUGGAGGAAAACCAUAA